CAAACAAGUUUUUGGGAAAGCCAAGAAGUUCAAGAAAGCUCCUUUUUAACACUUGAACAAUUUUAUUUUCUUCCCAUACAAAUAUUACACAAAGGGACUAUUAUGGUUGGUGUGUUAGCUCAUCUUCUCACCUCCCUCUCUAGAUAUUGAUUCUCUACCCUCUUUUCAUCUCAUUCUACUAUGGAACUACCGGUCUCGACACCGGAUUCUGGUGGCAAGAAGAAAGGUUCUUAUACUAUAGAAACAAGAAAUCUUUCCUAUGCACUACCUAGUUUAUAUGAUGAGGUAAGUGGGAUUUUUUGCUGCAAGAAUCCUAAGAGGCCUCAGAAGUUCAUCAUAAAGGAUGUAAAUUGUGAAGCAAGGCCAGGAGAGAUUACAGCUAUUGCAGGUCCUAGUGGGGCAGGAAAAACAACACUACUAGAGAUUCUUGCAGGGAAAAUAUCACCAACAAAAGUUACUGGAGAGGUACUAGUUAAUGGUCAUCCUGUGAAUGCCAAGUGUUUUCGGAGAUUAUCGGGUUAUGUGACACAAGAAGAUGCCCUGUUUCCUCUGCUCACAGUUGAAGAAACACUCAUGUAUAGUGCUCUUCUGAGGCUACAAGGUGGAAAAAAAGAGGCUGCAAAUAGAGUUGGAGUGUUGAUCAAGGAGCUUGGUUUGGAACAGGUUGCUGGUGCAAGAGUUGGGGGAGGAGCAAACAGGGGAAUUUCGGGUGGUGAAAGGCGAAGGGUGUCGAUUGGAGUUGAGUUAGUACAUGAUCCUGCUGUCAUUCUCAUUGAUGAGCCAACUUCUGGGCUGGAUUCAGCAUCAGCACUUCAUGUUAUAUCACUUCUUCAAGUGAUGGUAGCUCAUCAAGGCAAGACAAUUGUCUUGACUAUCCAUCAACCUGGUUUUCGGAUUCUUGAACUGUUUGAUAGACUUGUUUUGCUCUCGAAUGGGGGUGUACUUCACAAUGGCUCCUUGGAGCAUCUCGAAGAGAGGAUCAAGUUUUCCGGUCUCCAGAUUCCACCCCACAUCAAUGUGCUUGAAUUUGCCAUCGAUGUCGCAGGCAGCAUUGUCAUUCAAACUUCAGAAACUCCCAAUGUCCAUUUCCAUAUCAAGGAUCAUGGCGAAAAGAAGGAAAGUCUAAGAAAAGAUGAUGAGGGAUUUACAAUUUCCAACCACAAUGACAUGGUAGAGAACUGUCCUUCUUACGCAAAUUCCUACGUUGAGGAGAUUUCAAUACUAGGAGGAAGAUUUUGCAAGAACAUAUUCAGAACCAAGCAACUCUUUGCAACCAGAAUAAUACAAGCAUUGGUAGCAGGCUUUAUACUGGGAUCAAUAUUUAUGAAUGCUGACAACAAUCUAGGGCAGGUUGCUUUACAAACAAGACUAGGAUUCUUCGCAUUCAGUCUAACAUUCUUGCUGUCCACCAUGACAGAAGGUUUACCAAUUUUCUUACAAGAGAGAACUAUCUUUAUGAGGGAGACUUCAAGAGGAGCAUACAGAGUAUCCUCUUAUGUUGUGGCAAACACAAUUGUCUUUCUUCCAUUCCUCUUAAUGGUUGGGCUUCUCUACACUGUCCCGGUUUACUGGCUCGUUGGUCUAAGGGGAAGCAUGGAUGGGUUCCUCUACUUUGCUAUGGUGGUCUGGAUAGUUCUCUUAAUGUCAAAUUCUUUCACUGCGUGUUUCAGCGCACUUGUCCCAACCUUCAUCAUGGGAACAUCUAUUAUAGCUGGCUUGAUGGGGUCUUUCUUCCUGUUCUCAGGCUAUUUCCUUUCAAAAGAGAAGAUACCUAGUUACUGGAUCUUCAUGCACUACCUAAGUCUGUUUAAGUACCCGUUCGAGUGCUUCUUGAUAAAUGAGUAUGGAGGCAAGGGAGGGAAAAGAUGUUUAGAAAGUGAAAGAGGAGAGUGCAAAUUGUUCGCCAUUGACUUCUUGAAACAGCAAGACCUCAAAGAAUCACUGAAAUGGACCAACUUAGCAGUGAUGCUGAGUUUCAUCUUGGGUUACAGAGUUCUCUGUUAUCUAAUUUUGUGGUGCAGAUGUUACAGAACCAGAAAUUAGGCUUUUCAUUCUUUUGUAUUUCUACAGUUUUCAUUUGUUCUUUUUCUGAUUAUUAAAUUGAUUGGGCAAGUACAUGUAGUUUACACUGAAGAAGAUGCAUUAGUCAUUGAGGUGAAUAUUCAUUUUUCAUGUUCAGAGUUCAUAUGAAAUAAAAAAUUCCUACUGUUAUAAUUCUGUAA
Messenger RNA from Solanum pennellii, 2222 nucleotides. RefSeq names its product ABC transporter G family member 10. Gene Ontology annotation, cellular component: membrane. Lineage: Eukaryota; Viridiplantae; Streptophyta; Magnoliopsida; Solanales; Solanaceae. Bases 181 to 2043 code for a protein of 620 amino acids. The transcript has a single exon. The record is from RefSeq and is a predicted model, not a curated record. Gene Ontology annotation, molecular function: ABC-type transporter activity; ATP binding; ATP hydrolysis activity.